This is a messenger RNA of Mytilus californianus (California mussel), 4209 nucleotides long. RefSeq names its product thioredoxin reductase 1, cytoplasmic-like. NCBI's taxonomy places the organism in Eukaryota, Metazoa, Mollusca, Bivalvia, Mytilida, Mytilidae. The transcript has 19 exons. Bases 154 to 1950 code for a protein of 598 amino acids. Gene Ontology annotation, cellular component: mitochondrion; cytosol. Gene Ontology annotation, molecular function: flavin adenine dinucleotide binding; glutathione-disulfide reductase (NADPH) activity; thioredoxin-disulfide reductase (NADPH) activity. Gene Ontology annotation, biological process: glutathione metabolic process; cellular response to oxidative stress; cell redox homeostasis. The record is from RefSeq and is a predicted model, not a curated record.
ACGUCAUGAAAAGAGAGGGUAAAAUAUCGGAUCACAUCAGACACAUGUGAAGGACUAAUAGUUAUUAUACAUACCCUUUCAAUAGUUUUAAAGAUUUACUGAAAAAUCAAGAUAAAGCGACAAGGUUCUCCGUUGUCCCAGGUUUUGGCAAAGAUGCCGCCGGUUACACAAAAUGGCAGUCUGAAGGCUCAAGUUGAAGAUUACAUAUCGAAGAAUAAAGUGAUGGUGUUUAGUAAAACUACAUGUCCAUUUUGUAAGAAGGUAAAAGACCUAUUUAAAAAUCUCAAUGUAGAAUUUAAAGUAUUAGAGCUGGAUCAGAUCUCAAAUGGAGCAGAAUUACAGAAUGCAUUGCAGGAAGUUUCUGGGCAAAAAACUGUACCAAAUAUAUACAUUAACUCCAAACAUCUAGGUGGAUGUGACGACACAUUAAAAGCUCAAGCUGAAAAUAGACUCCUGUCGAUGAUUAACGAUGAAGGAGAAAAUUAUGAUUAUGAUCUGAUUGUAAUCGGAGGAGGAUCAGGCGGACUUGCUGCAUCCAAAGAAGCUGCUAGUUUAGGUAGAAAAGUUGCUGUGUUUGAUUUUGUUCAACCAUCUCCACCAGGCACAACAUGGGGUUUAGGAGGGACAUGUGUGAAUGUUGGCUGUAUACCAAAGAAACUAAUGCACCAAGCUGCUUUAUUAGGUCAUGGUUUAGAAGAUGCUAGACAUUUUGGUUGGGAAAUUCCAGAAAAUGUGAAGCAUAGUUGGGAUAAAAUGAAGAACGCCAUUCAGGACCAUAUAGGAUCUCUAAAUUGGGGAUACAGAGUGCAGCUACGGGAAAAGAAAGUAGAUUAUCACAAUGCAUAUGCUCAAUUUGUUGAUAAACACAAAAUAAAGGCAGUGAACAAAAAAGGAAAAGAAAUAGAAAAGACAGCAAGGCAUUUUAUUUUGGCUAUGGGUGAAAGACCACGAUACCCAGAUAUUCCAGGAGCCAAGGAAUAUGGCAUUACAAGUGAUGAUUUAUUUUCCUUGCCUUACUGUCCUGGUAAAACAUUGAUGGUAGGAGCCUCCUAUGUCUCAUUGGAAUGUGGAGGUUUCCUAAAGGCCAUUGGUAUGGAUGUGACGGUGAUGGUUAGAUCCAUUCUUCUGAGAGGUUUUGAUCAGCAGAUGGCCGAUAAGAUUGGCGACUAUAUGGGGUUACAUGGCAUCGACUUUGUACGACCAUGUGUUCCUACAAAGAUAGAAAAAUUACAAGAUCGGCAAGAUGGAAAACCAGGAUUGUACAAAGUAUAUGGGAAAUAUAAUGAUGGUACUGAAUAUGUUGAUGAAUUCAAUACUGUGAUAUUUGCCAUUGGAAGAGAUCCCUGUACACAAAAUAUAGGAUUAGACAAAGUAGGAGUCCAGAUGAACAAAAAUGGAUUUGUGAUAUCAAAUGAUGCUGACCAAACAAACAUCUCAAAUAUUUAUGCAAUUGGAGAUAUACUUGAAGGAAAACCAGAACUGACACCAGUAGCUAUACAUUCAGGUCGCCUGUUGGCAAGGCGACUGUAUAAUAAUGAAACUUUAUUGACUGAUUAUAUAAAUGUAUGCACCACAGUAUUUACCCCUCUAGAAUAUGGCUGCUGUGGUUACUCAGAGGAGGAUGCUGUACAGAAGUUCGGAGAGGAUAAAAUAGAGGUUUACCACUCCAAUUUUUGGCCUCUGGAAUGGACAGUGGCAAAAAGAGAAAAUGAUGUAUGCUAUGCAAAGUUGAUCUGUCUAAUCCCAGAAAAGGAAAAAGUGAUAGGAUUCCAUGUAGUGGGCCCAAAUGCUGGAGAAAUUACUCAAGGCUUUGGAACUGCAAUUAAAUUAGGGGCCACCAAAACUGAUUUUGAUAGGACCAUUGGAAUACAUCCAACAUGUGCUGAGACUUUUACCACACUGGAUGUCACAAAAAGAGGUGGUGGUAGUAUAGACACUGCAGGUUGCUGAGGUUAGAUCCUGCUGUUGAAUAAAAUCUCAUCCCAAUCUUUCUGCUAAAUUAUAAGACAAAGCGCUGAUAGGACUUAUAUCAUUAACAAUACUGGACAUGUUGAAUGUAUUACAUAUAUGGAGUUUAGAAAUAACUGUGCUAACCAAAUUGAAAACAAUCUCACUAUCUGUUUACAUGUAACAAUGUCUUUGAGUUUUAGGAAACUAUGAUAGCGGUAAAAAACUCUGAAAGGCCAUCUUACAAAACUCUUGCCAGACUUUAAAAGAAGUGCAAAGACAUUAUGAUAUUUCUUAAUAAGAUAAAGACCACAUGUGUUGAGCAGUGUAAAUCAGAAGUUCAUAUAUUGAAGACCUGCUGACAUGUGUAAAAUCUGCAGACAGAUAUAUUAUUGUAUGUGUUAAAAUGUAUAUUUACCAAUGUCUUUCAUGACUGUUGUCAGCUGUGGUACAUUCCAAAGUAACACAAAAGAGACUCAACACCUCUGUUAUACUAACACCAUCUUUAGUGUGCAGAAUUUUUAGCAAUUGUGUGUGGAUUUGUUUUCAGGGCUUUUUGUUUAUGAGUUAUCAUUAAACAAGGUUUUAGUCUAUUUUUUCCUUGAGAUUUCUGUAUAAAUUUAUCAUGAUAUAUUUAUAGGUCAAGUUGAAGUAAUUCAGGAAUUUGUGUUUUUAAUAUUUGUUAAAUGAUUUUGAAUAUGGCUCUAAUUUUUCAGUUUUACAGAAAUUUGCAAGAUACCUGUAGAUUUUUGUAAACAUUUUUCUGAAUAUCUUUCUUAUAAAAGGAUGUGAUCAUUUGAAAAUUACUUGAUAGAAACCACAUAUCAAUGGUUCUUGAAAUAAAACAAGACCGAAAACCUUAAAAAGUUAUUGAAUAUUUGAUUUAUUUCUGCCAGUUCUGUUACAAAUACAUAUAUUAGGAAAUUUUAAGGACUUAUUCAACUUGACCCUAAUUUUGAAUGAAAAUUAAGAUGUAGGUGAUAUUUUUACAUUCAAGUUUUAAAAUUUUUUGCCAGAUUAUCAGCCAUUGUCUAUAGAAGCAGUAUUUGGGAAUGAGAUCAACAGCAGGAGUUAAGGUCAUAAGGGCUACAAUAUAACUGUGCAUUUGUGUAAUGCCUGAAUGAUGGACAUGUUUGUAAACCUCAGAGUGAGGCUAGACCUGACCGGAAAUGUUAUUUGGUAGCUCUUAGUAAUUAUAAGAUAUUUGAUAUUUUUGUUUGCUACUUUAUAUAUCAAGAAGUUCAUUUACUGUUUAUACAAUUUAUUGAUAUCAAGGUAGUUAAACAACAACGUAAAUAUCUUCAAUGGUUUAUUUUUUUUAGUGCUAGUUUGUUAUUAAUAUACAUGAAGUUAACUUUUGUUCAUAUUUAUAUUAUUAUGAUUGUUAAAAUUGAUAAUGUUAUUUAUUGGCUUCAUUAAGAUUUGACUACAUGCAACCUAAUAUCUACCCCAUCCCAAUAUGAAAAACAAUGAGAUUCAAGAUUACCAGUUUUACAGCUGAUUUAUUUGAGUAUGUAUGAAGAACAAUGAAGUUCAGGAUUACAAAUUUUUACAGCUAAUUUAUUUGAGUAUGUUUGAAUAACAAAGAGGUUAAUGAUUGAGUUUGAAUGUUUGUAAAGCGAACCAUCAAAUCGAUAUUACCUAUGGAAGAUUGAAUUCAUUAUCACUAGCUAAUCGAAUCAUGGAACAGGUAACAAAAGAUGGACAGGAAAGAAAAACCUGCAUAACCAACAUGUAACUGUUAAACUACAACCUUCAUUUUUUAGCUAAAACACUUGGUAGCUAAUAAAGAAUUCACCUAUCAAACAAGCAUACUUAAAUGUUAUGAGUACACACUCAACUAUAACAGCUGUAAAUUCAAAACCAAGGUAAUAUUAAUAAUAGCCAACUACCAUGACAAUAACUGGGGUGUAAUUAGGUUAGAAUAUGGUUGAAUUGAUUAUCAUUGAUUUGAAAAUUGAUUACAUAUAUUUUCAAUGUUGAAGAUUUUUACAAUUUAAAUACAUUUUUUUUAUUUAUAUGUUCAUGCUUUACCUUACGGAACUAUGGCAUUAAUAGGGAUUUUGUUAGAUGUUAGAACUGAAAGCUCUGUAGAUAUAGAAAUAGCUAAUUUUAGGGAAAAAUGAAUUACUUCUUCAUAUUUUUGUAAUUUCUUUUUGGUGUAAUUUUGAUUUUGAUGCAUUGUCUUAAAACUUUGAUUGUUACUGUCCUAGUUUAUUUGUAAUGAUCUGAAAAACUGAAAUAAAUUAAAUUUAAAAGAAA